UUCAAGAACGGCUGCCUUUGUGGAGCUCGGCCAGUAUCUGUGACGAGAAGACGAAGAAGAACGGCUGAAAGCAAGCCGUUUGUUUCCAGGAUGCGGUCGCAGACGGCCGCCCUGGACGACGAACAAUGGCUGCUGCACCAGGCCAUUCCACGCGCUCUUCCCGUUGGCCGAGAGCCGUUCAAGAGCUGUGUCACGUAUGGCGGUGCCCCCUGCGUCAUCUUCGUUAUAGUCCUCGUCGGAGUCUUCAUUGGUGCGCUUUCCUACGACCUUCACCGGAGCUCGAAAGCUGCCACUGCUGCAAUGGCCUUUCAGGAAGAUGAAGUCGCCGUCUUUUGUCACGUGAACACUGCACGGCUGCUGAAUGACUACCACUAUCCUAUUGAGCGGGUUCCUGGCAAAUACUGUACCCAUGUCAUCUUCCCGCUUCGAGGCGUAUUUGGCUGGACCAAUGAAACUCUCAACUUUAACGUCACGUUCGGUGCUAGGACGUCUUGGCUGGAUGGACCCGGAAAAGAGCUGACGAAAUACUACCCGCAUCUCAAGCAGUUAAUUGCUAUCGGAGAUGAGUCGCACUUUGGCAGACAGCUUACUCCGAAGGGAGCAGGAAACUUCACGCUGCAUACGGACUUUAUGACCGAUCUUGUCAAGUGGGUGACGGUGAAUAGAUUACACGGAGUUGUCCUGAAUAAGGUUUUCCCUACUGACCCUAAGCAACGAAGGCAGGUGCUCCGCUUUCUUGUCAAUAUGAAGGCUGUUAUGGACAGUCACUCUCUCCAGUUCGUCGUGACGGUGCCUUACUACGCUAAUGUGCUGCAUUUGGACAAAAAGGCCGGCAAGCUAACCCGCUUCUUUGACUACGUCGCUGUUGUGAUGCACGAGUUCGAUGAAGUCCACGCGUCUGAGCCCAUACUAACUCCUUUGUUCAAGAACCAAAAGAAAAACAGCGCAGAAGACAUGCUGGCAAGUGUCAUUGAGAAAGGUCCAACCCCGUCGAAGAUGCUUUUGACGAUCAACCUCGAUGGCUACGUCUGCACCUUAGACAAACCAUACGAGGAAAGCGCCAGUCUAACGUGGAACCACACGAAGGCUGUGACAGAGGUAUCCUAUGGAGAGAUUUGCAAAAUGCUCAAGGAACAAGCCGGUUGGACGGGCGGUAUUGAUGCGGACAGCGCGAGACCAUUUGUCUUCAAAGGACAUUAUUGGAUCGGCUACGAGAAUCAAGCGAGCAUCAGAAAGAUGUCGUCGUUGGUGGCCAAGCUAGGACUGGGUGGUGUCUUCAUUUGGGACACCACGAGUGAUGACUUCGAAGGAAACUGCGGUGCGCCCAAUGGUCUUGUACGAGAAGUUUUUAUGGAGGUCCGUGCAGGAAAUCAGUCCGCGGUGAACGCGAGCACAGAGGUUGCGAAUGCUACGGGAACCAACGGCAUGAGUGUUUCCGUGGCGCAAGCCGGGUGACCUAGGCGUAGCACAACGAAUGUGACUCUCCUAACAAAUUGGCCGACACGGUGAUGUAAUAGGCGAAGUAAAGCUUUCGGUGUAACAUA
Ornithodoros turicata is the source of this 1544-nucleotide messenger RNA. Its product is annotated as chitinase-3-like protein 1. Bases 91 to 1455 code for a protein of 454 amino acids. Gene Ontology annotation, cellular component: extracellular region. Gene Ontology annotation, molecular function: chitinase activity; chitin binding. The transcript has a single exon. The record is from RefSeq and is a predicted model, not a curated record. Gene Ontology annotation, biological process: chitin catabolic process; carbohydrate metabolic process. Lineage: Eukaryota; Metazoa; Arthropoda; Arachnida; Ixodida; Argasidae.